Molecule: messenger RNA, 604 nt
Organism: Stomoxys calcitrans (stable fly)
Lineage: Eukaryota; Metazoa; Arthropoda; Insecta; Diptera; Muscidae
Product: CCAAT/enhancer-binding protein homolog 2-like
Exons: 2
Coding region: 44-379 (111 amino acids)
Biological process (GO): DNA-templated transcription; regulation of transcription by RNA polymerase II
Molecular function (GO): DNA-binding transcription factor activity, RNA polymerase II-specific; RNA polymerase II cis-regulatory region sequence-specific DNA binding
Source: RefSeq, a predicted model, not a curated record
UGAUUCGGGCAUUCCUUCGAACAUUAAAAUAAUAACUGAGAGUAUGCCGGCCAGGAGAAGCAUUGCAGCGUGUAGGAACAGUAGUCCAGGAUACGGUGCCAAUUACACGGAUGAGGCGGCGUACAAAGAGAAAAGAAAAAGAAACAAUGAAGCUGUUAAGAAGACCCGAGAGAAGUCUAAGCAAAUUGCAGCACAACGAAAGGCAAAUGUAGAGAGGUUAAAAAAGCAGAACACUCAAUGGAAAACUAACAUCAAGGAAGCAAAGGAAAGUUUAGAGACCUUAAAAGACCUUUUGCUUCGCCAGGCCAAACCCGAAGAACGUGACAAUAUUAUUAAGCAAAUCAUUGAAGAGCCAACUGAUGAUGAAGAUGAUGAAUAGCCGCUAAAGACCUUUAUGAUAGAAUUGAAUUAUCUUAAGCGGCUUGCCUAGAACUAAUUCCUUGAAAAGCCAACGAAUAACGAAGAAUUCACUUUUCUUAAGGAGCUUAAGUAGACAAAGCAUUUCUUUUAACUCUUGUAUGUCCAUUAAAUAAUUGUAUGAAGCUGUAAAUACCAUUUAGUGUAAUAUAAAUAAUAAGGAACAGAUAGAUUUUGUUGUUACUAA